Exophiala aquamarina CBS 119918 is the source of this 1293-nucleotide messenger RNA. Its product is annotated as 3-oxoacyl-[acyl-carrier-protein] synthase II. The transcript is spliced from 8 exons. Bases 1 to 1293 code for a protein of 430 amino acids. Gene Ontology annotation, molecular function: 3-oxoacyl-[acyl-carrier-protein] synthase activity. Gene Ontology annotation, biological process: fatty acid biosynthetic process. The record is from RefSeq and is a predicted model, not a curated record. Lineage: Eukaryota; Fungi; Ascomycota; Eurotiomycetes; Chaetothyriales; Herpotrichiellaceae.
AUGCCGAGAGUGGUGGUGACUGGUCUGGGUGCUGUGACGCCUUUGGGAGUGGGAAUCCGAACGACAUGGAAGCGCCUGCUGAAGGGCGAAUGUGGCAUUGUCUCGACGAAACAUCUCGGCGCUGAGUUCACUGCCUUACCAAGUCAGGUCGCGGGAAUUGUUCCAGUGACUCCCGACGAUGGCGACGGGGCAUGGGUCGCAGAAGACCACAUCUCUGCUUCUGAAUUGCGGCAAACGGCGAAAUUCGCUCAGUAUGCCCUGGCAGCAUCCGAAGAGGCGUUGACAGAUGCGGGCUUCGAGGGCGGGAAAGGCCUCAACCCUGAAAUGACGGGUGUAUGUCUCGGAUCAGGCAUUGGGAACCUCCAGGAGCUCUAUGAUACUUCUAUUGCCUACCACCAAGCUAACAACAACUACCGCAAGAUCCACCCACUGUUCGUCCCACGGCUUCUCAUCAACCUUGGAGCUGGCCAUAUUUCCAUGAGGUAUGGAUUGCGGGGCCCAAACCAUGCUGUCACCACGGCGUGCACGACUGGUGCUCACUCUCUCGGCGACGCUGCUCGAUUCAUCAAAGCCGGGGAGGCAGAUGUCAUGCUUGCUGGAGGAGCCGAAUCCUGCAUUCACCCUCUCGCAAUCGGUGGGUUUGCCAGAUCACGAAGUUUGGCGACUGACUGGAAUGACAACCCUUCUUUAUCGUCCCGACCAUUCGACAAGGAAAGAGCAGGGUUCGUCAUUGCGGAGGGGGCUGCGUGUGUUGUAUUGGAGGAGCUCGAGCAUGCCAAAGCGAGAGGGGCACCCAUCUACGCCGAGCUAGCUGGGUACGGCAACUCGGCUGAUGCAUUCCACUUGACUGCUCCGCGAGAAGACGGGAGCGGUGCGUUCCUAGCCAUGAAGAAAGCCCUUCAAGCUGCAGAUCUGCCUCCGUCAAAAGUAGACUAUAUCAAUGCCCACGCCACAUCCACCCCGCUUGGGGAUGCUGCUGAGAACAAAGCCAUUGAAUCGUUAAUGCUGGGAGAGCAUGGAAAGAGCAGGGCUAGCGAUAUCAAUGUCAGCAGCACCAAGGGUGCCAUCGGCCAUCUCUUGGGCGCGGCAGGUGCCAUAGAGGCAGUCUUUAGCAUUUUGGCUAUCCAUGAGAACAUUCUGCCUCCGACCAUCAACUUGAAAUCCUGGGACCAGGGGUUUGAUUGCAACUAUGUUGCGAAUACCGCACAACAAAUGAAAACCAAUGUUGUGCUUACAAACAGUUUUGGUUUUGGCGGUACAAAUGCGAGUCUAUGCUUCACAGCACUUGACUGA